ACGAUGUUUUUCCUCGCUUCCACCCACGUUUCUAGUGUGCCCAUUUUAUUUUAUCAUUGAGUUGAUGUUCUGUAAUUAGCAUUAAUAGAUUUAGGUGCAUUGCUGUGUCUCUAUCAAUUGCGUUUGACUGCUUUAAUUGUACAAUCAUCGUUUAAAUUCUGUUUCGUUGCCGAGAAAUUUGGCGGAAUAAGUAAUUCCAGUUUUUCUUGUUUCUAAAAGGUUAAGUUUCUUUUAUUUUUUCCUUCCGUUUUUCUAUUCUAAGUAAUAUGUUCAUGACAUUCUGUACUGGGUUUCAUAUAAUAUUUGUGAAGCGGGAUUUCAAGAUUUUGUAUGAAACUAGUAGCUGUUAGAUCCCCGGUCUUGCUUUUCUUUUUCUUUUAUUUAUAUUUUGCUGUUGAUCAAAAGGGGAGCAUUGGGUUUUGGUUUAAUUUUGAAUUGCAUGCAGAUACCUAAAGAUUAAGAGUGAAUACCAUUGAGAGGAAAGGAAGGUGUUGGAUUUAUACAGUUGAUUUUUUAUUUAUUCUUUUUUUAUUGGAAAAUAAAGAAUCUGAAAAAGGGUUUUCGUUAUUUUCCCUUGAAUUUUGUUAAAUCCGAAAAAGGAUUAAGAUUUGACAAAUGAAUGUGGUUGGCAAAGUUGGGAGUUUAAUUUCACAAGGUGUAUAUUCUGUUGCUACCCCUUUCCAUCCUUUUGGCGGGGCUGUUGAUGUCAUUGUUGUUCAGCAACAAGAUGGGACAUUUCGAAGCACGCCAUGGUAUGUUCGGUUCGGGAAGUUUCAGGGUGUUUUAAAAGGGGCUGAGAAGGUUGUUCGUAUAACUGUUAAUGGCGUUGAAGCAGAUUUUCAUAUGUGUCUUGAUAACUCUGGGGAAGCCUAUUUCGCAAGGGAGGUUGAUGCUGGUAAAGGAUAUGAUACAAAUGGUGAGCUGAAAGAUUCUGAGUCUGAACUGACACACGAUGAUGGUAAUAGACACAUUGCUCAAUUUUGUAGACUUGAACAUAGUCUCUCAGACUCCAGGGUGGCUCUGUUGAGGGAUGAAUUAGAUGCCAUUAAUCCGAAGCGGCUUGAAAGGUCGGAAUCUGAUGCUAGGUUCUAUGAGUUUCAAGAUGAGCAAUCCUUUCUAGAGGAUUCAGUUAAUGUGUCAGAUGUCGGGCCUGGCCAAUGUGAUGGUUCAGAUGGUGCAUGUCUUGGUGAUGCACAAGAUUUAGAUUCAGAAGUUGUCUUGGUCAGUGUGGAUGGUCAUAUGCUUACAGCCCCUGUAUCAGCAUCGGAGGAAAAUGAUGAAGAUGUGCAAUUAAGCACACCCAGGUUUCAUAUAGGACCAGGUGAAGAACCUGAGUGUUGCAAUGGUAAUGAGGAGCUAAUUUCAGGUGACGAUGUGUGUGCUGCUGGUUGUAUUAAUAAGCUCAGUUCAGCAGCGGAUAAGGACUCUCAUGAUAUUAGUGUGAACAGUUAUUCAACUGCUUUGAGACACCAUCCAGAAGUUUGUGUAGAAGGGAGGGAACAAGGCUGUCAAACCGAAGUAACUCAAAACCUUUCUAACCAUCAAAGUGAAUUUAACAGGCCAAGUGAUGUUGGAGAUGCAUCUGUGAUUAAGAGAAGGGGGGAGGUUUUUCAAAGCUGCCUUGAAUUAUCUGAAUUGGGAAGACAUGGUGAGAACACUGAUCCUGUAGGUACAAAUAAGCCAUCUAAAGCUCACAUUUCCCAUGAUAAACCUUCUUGCAGCCCUCCAGACUUUAAUGAAAUCAAAGAUGGAGAUGUUGGUGACUCCAGAAAGGAAGAUUUGUUGUCUUCUUCCAACAAUAAUGGAUCUCCUGACUUACCAGUUGAAAACAAAGAGUUGGAAUCUGAUUGUUUGGGUCCUAACAAUGCGUCUGUUGGUAAUGGAUCUCAAGUGAACGAUGAACAGUUUGGCACAUCAGCAUUGACUGAUGGGAUAAAUGGCAGUCCACAAAUUCCUGAACCUGAGAAUAAGAGUAGCCAAAGUGAGAGUGUCAAAACUGAAUCUACUUCUGGUAAAGAGACAGAAGCUCAUGCUAAUCCAGGAUUUGAGAUCUCUCUCUGUGGAAAAAAACUUCAUGCUGGUAUGGGGUUAGAUGCUGCAGCUGCAGUCUUUGAAGCACACCGCAUAUCAAAGGAAGAAUUUAAAAAUAAUGCAAGGUCAAUUAUUAAGAAUUCAAACCUUAUCGUCCGGUUUGGAGACAGGUAUUUUCCUUGGGAAAAAGCUGCUUCUGUUAUUCUUGGAAUGGCUGCAUUUGGUUCAGAGUUAUCUCUUGAGCCCCGAGAUGCAAUCCGUGUUGAACAGGAUGAGUCAUCAAACUCAAGGGGUGAUGAUUCUGUAGUCACUUCCACAUCCUCUAGCCGCGGAUGGAACCUCUGGCCUAUUCCAUUUACAAAGGGCAAAACACUUGAGCACACUGAUAGCAAUUCAUCAAGUGAGGAGUUGUUUGUUGAUUCUGAAUCUGAUAUACAAAAUACACAAGCAGGUUCAACUCUUGAUUCUUCCCGCAAGCAAUUUAUUAGAACCAAUGUUCCCACUACUGAGCAGAUAGCUUCCUUGAAUCUGAAAGAUGGUCAAAAUAUGAUUACUUUCAGUUUCUCCACCAGGGUUUUUGGAAACCAAGAGGUUGACGCUCAUCUUUACUUGUGGAAGUGGAAUGAUAAGAUUGUAAUCUCAGAUGUUGAUGGAACUAUUACCAAGUCUGACGUUUUAGGCCAGUUUAUGCCUUUAGUUGGAAGGGACUGGACACAGUCUGGUGUAGCCAAACUUUUCUCUGCUAUUAAGGAGAAUGGAUAUCAGCUGCUAUUUCUCAGUGCGCGUGCAAUCGUUCAGGCAUAUUUAACCAGAAACUAUUUACUCAACCUAAAACAGGACGGAAAAGCUUUACCGAAUGGACCCGUUGUUAUUUCCCCUGAUGGUUUGUUUCCUUCAUUGUACCGUGAAGUGAUAAGAAGAGCACCUCAUGAAUUCAAAAUAGCAUGUUUAGAGGAUAUCAAGAAACUUUUCCCUUCCGAUCACAAUCCGUUUUAUGCUGGCUUUGGAAACAGAGACACAGAUGAGCUCAGUUACAGAAAAAUUGGAAUCCCGAAGGGCAAGAUAUUUAUAAUUAACCCUAAGGGUGAGGUGGCUAUUAGUCAACGUAUUGAUGUGAGAUCGUAUACGUCAUUGCAUACUCUUGUUGAUGACAUGUUUCCGCCAGCCUCAUUGGUUGAGCAGGAAGAUUAUAACGCAUGGAAUUUUUGGAAAGUGCCAUUACCGGAUAUUAAGUGAGAUGGUGGCUUAAGGAAUACAGUUUGCUUCUACCAACUAGUUAAUGAGAUGAUGAGUUGGGUAAAGUGGCCCCAUGGUGAGCAGAUUGUCGUGACUGCUUCCCACACAUUUAUAUUCAUCUGUGACCUUCAAAAUCAAAAUCAUUGCCUCCCACAGAUGUAUGUACCAUAGAAAUAAAAACAUUGUUUUGUUGAUUUCUAUGAUUAAUAUAAAGUGCAUUUUAACACA
Molecule: messenger RNA, 3495 nt
Organism: Gossypium raimondii (Peruvian cotton)
Lineage: Eukaryota; Viridiplantae; Streptophyta; Magnoliopsida; Malvales; Malvaceae
Product: phosphatidate phosphatase PAH1
Exons: 10
Coding region: 616-3267 (883 amino acids)
Molecular function (GO): phosphatidate phosphatase activity
Source: RefSeq, a predicted model, not a curated record